Epinephelus fuscoguttatus (brown-marbled grouper) is the source of this 6738-nucleotide messenger RNA. It is a transcript of the gene brd2a, whose product is annotated as bromodomain containing 2a. Lineage: Eukaryota; Metazoa; Chordata; Actinopteri; Perciformes; Serranidae. The transcript is spliced from 12 exons. Gene Ontology annotation, cellular component: nucleus; chromatin. The record is from RefSeq and is a predicted model, not a curated record. Gene Ontology annotation, biological process: chromatin remodeling; regulation of DNA-templated transcription. The coding region runs from base 2120 to 4639 and encodes 839 amino acids.
UUCAUGGCAGGGGCGCAUGCGCAAUGCUUCGUGUUGCAACACAUCUGAGCUCGACAGCAAUCGUCAACUGGAGAAAAUAGACAUUACUUACCCCUUUGAGACAAACUGAGAAACUACACAUGACAUUUAAAGGAUUAUUGCGAUCAUACACGGAUUACAAUAGAGGAAGUUUUGGGAAUUAGGACAAUCAAUAAUACUAAAAUCGUUUUUGUCACGUGGUCAAGCUUGACCAAUCGGAGCCAGCCAACUCCAGCGGAAAGUAUGCUCUUUGUUCGGAUAUUUUGCCAACUUUAUCCCCAAAUCUGAGCCUAAUACUUUGUAUAAAUCAGAGGUUGUGUAUGGAGGAGACGUUUUACGACGAAGGACACACUGUGGAUAUACUCUAUUGCGUUUUUUUGUGGAUUGCCACGUGUCGAAGUUUCGAUAAACAGUGCGCUCAGCCUUAUUUCAUCACAUGACUCCCCUCCCCCACCCAGCGCAGGGAAUGGGGGGAAGAAGGCGGACAUGUUUGAGGGAAAUGUGUUGGUUAAAAAGUAUCGAGGUGGAAGACAAGAAGAUUAUUUGAAGAAAGGUUUCGCAUUAUUUUGGGAUUUACCAGUCGACAUUUGUAUUUAUUUUGAAUUUAAGAUUUUAAUGUCAUACUUUGAAAAUAUUUAUUUGUCUUUUGGAUAAUUGAUCUUUUCUUUGAUUCGUAGUUUUUAUCGGUUUUUAUUGCGUAAAGUUGUUAAAUCGUUUGUUAUAAUUAAUGUUGCAAGGAUUUGGUGUGACUUUUCAUCGUUUAUUUGAGUGACAUUGUGGGGAAUUUGUAACCUUGGAGUGGGGGAUGGGCGUAUAGUGGUUAGGUAACCAUUUUGUGUGGUUGUUGAAUUUUAGUUCAGGUCGGUUGCUUUUAAAGAUCACAAGGCUCUUAAAGAUGUACUUAAUUUUGAAAUUAACAUUAUGUGAUUAUCGAUUUUGGUUUGGGCUCUUUUGUUAACUAACAAAGGCCAGGUAUGGUAUUUACAUUUUCAAACCUACAAGAUUAUUUUUCGUUGUGAUUUUUUAAAUGCUUUAAUUAUCGUAAUUGCCAAUGUGAUUGUCUUAAGUAGUUUGGGAAAAAGCAGCAUCUGUUUUGAUCAAAUGUAGUCUGAGGUCAGUGAGGAGAAAACUGCUGUGUCAUUCAGUGGAUAGUUGGUUGUUCUUGUGAUCUCGUCUGGGUGUGGUCUUUUUAUUACUUGUUCAACUAGAUAACCUACAGACUAAUCGUUAUACAUGCAAAUAUCAUUGUUAGCUUGGACAUUAUGUACUAUUUUGAGGGUUUGAGCCUUUGAGGCCUUGUGUGGUUUAGUAUUCUCAAAUGGCCGUCUUUUUCUGCAUUAGAUUUAAUUCUACCUAGUCAAGAUGUGUUUGUACGCGAAUCAUGUGGUGUUUUGUACUUUUUGCUUGGUGUUUUAACUCACCCGUGCCAAUAAUUCUAAUAUAAUACUCUGUGUCACUAUACUUAAAGAUGGCGGCUGUACCCCUCUUCCGAAAGACAGAACUGCGGAUAUUCUGGUAAGCAGACAGCUCGUGGGGAGAGGCUCUUCUGGGGUACGCGUGACCUGGUGGAAGAACCAAUAGGCUUCUUGGUAUUUACCCUGGAAGCCCGCGUUACAACCUUAUUGACCAAUCCCCGCCGUCGCUUUGCACACGUUGACGUAAUGUAAUCUGAUAAGGAGGAGGGUGGUUUCGGUGCCCUCGCAUUUUGUACAGGAUUAAAUGGCGGAGCCUGUCACAGACAGCAUAUCUGUAUUACUGAAUAGGCUGGGCCAAUAGUAUUUUGCAAUUUCCUUGACGGACAGCAAAAGCAUGCGAAUAGGUUGGCCCGAAAGAUUGUCAGUGAAGUCUCAGUAUCUAGGGGUGUGGUGACUUUGACGGACAGGGUAAGUAGCGAAUGGUAACUCAGAGGGCGUGGACAGUCUGAGGUAGUCUACCCAAUAGGGUGAGUCGUCUGUCUAUAAAACACCGGGUGUAGUCAAAUCGUCGCCAUUUCAACGAAGCAGAAUAGAGGAGUUUGCUGUGACGGGGAGCGGAGAGAACUGACGAACAGAGACGGAUCCAGGACUGAGUCUAGCUAAAAAGAGAAUCCGGAUCCAUCCUGAUGGAUAUGGCCGUUAACCCGCUCCUUGACAGCUCCCUUGUCGGGGUUGAGGUUGGCAUUAUGGGAGUCACAACGAUGGACCAGGGUUCUACCACAGCCGGAAAACGCAUCAGAAAACCUUCACUACUCUAUGAGGGCUUUGAGAGUCCUGGGAUGCCCCCCCUCAGUCUUCUGGCCCCUGCGGGACCCCCACAGCCCCCAGUGAAAGACCCCAACCGACAAGGAAGGAUGACCAACCAACUUCAGUUCCUACAGAAAGUCCUGCUCAAGUCUUUGUGGAGGCACCACUUUGCCUGGCCCUUCCAUGAACCUGUAGAUGCGGUCAAGCUCAACCUGCCAGACUAUCAUAAGAUCAUCAAAACUCCCAUGGAUAUGGGCACUAUAAAGAAGAGACUAGAAAAUAACUACUACCGCAGUGCCAGUGAGUGCAUGCAGGACUUCAACACCAUGUUUACCAAUUGCUACAUUUAUAACAAGCCUACAGAUGACAUAGUACUGAUGGCUCAGUCUCUGGAGAAGGCCUUCCUGCAGAAAGUGGCCCAGAUGCCCCAAGAGGAACUAGAGCUACCUCCUCCACCUCCUCGGAUCAAACCAGGCAAACCUGGCAGAAAAGGCAGAGGUAAUGCAGUCUCUGGAGGAGUGACAACAGCUCAUCAGGUCCCAGCUGUUUCCCAGUCAGCGUACUCACCUCCAACCCCAGAAACACCUGACUCCAUCCUCUCCACCCCCCCACAGACACAUAUGACUAAGAGCCUGCCCCCCAUUCUUACAAGUGAACAAAGCAUCCCUACCAUUACUAGUCUGCCUCCCACACAGCCCACUGCUAAGAAAAAAGGUGUGAAAAGGAAAGCAGACACAACCACCCCAACCACUGUAGCCAUGCCCAUCAUGAGCACCAUGGGUGUCAGUGGCAUCAGCCUGGGGAUGGGCAGUGGGCACGACUCCCCGCUCACCCUCACUUCUCUGGGAGUGGACCACAACUCCGGCCUGGGGAUGAACCAAGGCCUCGGCCUCAGCCAGGGCAUGAGCAUGGGGAUGGGCAUGGGCAUGGGUAUGGGUAUGGGCUGUGGAACAGUGAUGAUGGGUAACAAAGCAGGGUCUGGGGGCAGGAGAGGAGUGAGUGGAAGAGCCAUCAAGCCUCCCAAGAAGGAUCUCCCAGAUUCCAUGGUGCCGCCGCCGGUGCGCCGCAGCAAGCUGAGUCCCCAGCUGCGCUACUGCAAUGGGGUUCUGAAGGAGCUUCUGUCAAAGAAGCACGCAGCUUAUGCCUGGCCGUUUUACAAGCCUGUUGAUGCCUCAUCACUUGGUCUUCACGACUACCACGACAUCAUUAAGCAGCCCAUGGAUCUUAGCACCAUCAAGAGGAAGAUGGACGGCAGAGAGUAUCGUGACUCCCAACAAUUUUCUGCUGAUGUUAGACUGAUGUUCUCAAACUGCUACAAGUACAACCCGCCUGAUCAUGAUGUGGUGGGCAUGGCCAGAAAACUGCAGGAUGUAUUUGAGUUCUGCUUUGCUAAGAUGCCAGAUGAGCCUCCAGCACCCCCUAGCUCCUCAUCUUCCUCCUCGUCCUCUUCAUCGUCGUCUGAGAGUGAGCUCAGCAGUGAGAGUGAGGAGAGCGAGAGCAGCCCCAGCUCUGACUCAGAGGAGGAGAGGGCGAACCGGCUGGCAGAGCUGCAGGAACAGCUCAAAGCUGUGCAUGAGCAGCUGACUGCACUUUCACAGGGCCCCAUCAUCAAACCCAAGAAAAAGAAAGAGAAGAAGGACAAGAAAAAGAAGAAAAAGGUCGAUAAAGAGAAGCAUCGGAAGAUAGAGGAAGAGAUUACACCUAUAAGACCGCCCAAGACCCCCAAGAUCACCAAGACUCCAAAACCCAAGAGCAACAGAGGAACGGCUGGUCCUGUAGUGCCAGUCAAAAAAGCACCAAGCAAGAAAAACAACAAGAGCAAAACCAAAAAGGGAGGCAUGACGUUUAGCAUGCCUCAUCCGGUCCACGAGCCCAUAGUGAGUCAUUUCGACUCGGAUGAAGAGGAAGAGACGGCACCCAUGUCAUAUGAUGAGAAGCGUCAACUCAGCCUCGACAUCAACAAGCUGCCGGGUGAGAAGCUGGGCCGUGUUGUGUACAUCAUCCAGUCCCGUGAGCCCUCGCUCCGAGACACCAACCCAGAGGAGAUUGAGAUAGACUUUGAGACCCUGAAGCCAUCAACGCUGCGGGAACUGGAGAGAUACGUCAUGACGUGUCUGAGGAAGAAACCUCGAAAGCCAUAUGCAAGUAAAAAUAACAUUGCUGGCAAAUCUCGGGAAGAGCUCGCUCUGGAAAAACAAUUGGAGCUGGAGAGAAGACUGAUGGACGUCAGUGGUCAGCUCAACUCUGGAAAGAAGCCUGUUAAGACCAAACCAGAGAAACCUGCAACAGAGCAGCACAACCAGCCGUCACGCCUCAGCGCCAGUAGCUCCUCCUCAGACUCCUCUUCAUCAUCCUCUUCCUCCUCAUCCUCAGAUACAAGUGACUCAGACUCUGGCUGAGAGGCAGAGGGCGUCAAUAUGAAAGGGUCAUGUGAGGGGACCCCGGGUGUUUUGCUGCCCACCGAGUGGACUGAACUGCAAUAGAGCUACUGACGAUGGAGCCGCGGGACGGAUCAGACGAGACCAGCACUAGGCAGAACUGGUCCGACUCAACAAGUGUCAAACCAAGAAAGACAGAGAUGGGGCUUUCCCCGUGCUCAGCUCAUUCAUCCAAUCCUGUCCUGGACACAGAAAAGUAAAGAAUGGAUGAACGGAUGAAAAGAAGGAGAGUCAUGUAAAGUCCUGGCGUUCUCUGGAGAACUGGCCCUGCUGGGCAGAGUGAGGAACGCUCCAUCUCCCACUGAAAAAGAAGCGUGACGCAUGCGUUGGAGGGACAAGGGUGCUAGAGCCAGAAUCUGUCUUAUUUCUGGAGAUAAUUUCCCUUCUUCCCGUGCUCCCUGUCUUUAUGCUGUAUAGAUAAGGUGUACAGUUAUAUAAAUAUCUAUUUUUCUUUUAUAAAGAAGCAUUUUAUGGAGCUAAUUUAUUCCCUCAUUCUGGGGAAGAUGAACUGGUGCGGGAGGAGUUGUGUUUUAGUUUUUGUUUAGUUCUUUUUUUCUUGAGUGACAAAGAGGGUAGAGGGGAAACACGUGCGAGUGUGUGUGUGUGUGUGUGUGUGUGUGUGUGUGUGUGUGUGUGUGUGAAUGUAUGAUUGUGUCAUGUAUGUGUUUGCACGUGUGAGUGUGAGAUCCUCAUAGUUUUGACGCAGGCAUUGAAAAUCAGUCUGCACGCAGAAGCACCUUGGUUCAGUAGAAUACAGAAUGCAUGCAAUACAGAGAAGCUGACAAACAUCUGCAUACUCAUGUACUACUUUACUGCAUCCUUGUGUACUCAUGUACUUGUUUGAAAGGGUUGGCCACUGUACAGAAAUGUGACAUAGUUACACAUCAGUUUAUACAUACAUAUAUCUGUUCCCAUGUGUGCUGUCAUUAUUUUUCAUCCAUUUCAAUUUCUCUGUAAACAUGUUGCUUUUUUUCUUGUGACCAAUCUGCUAAUAAAUUGUGAGGACGUGUCUUGUCCACUCACCCGUGCCCAAAUAACAUCUUGGUUCUUUUGAUUUUUUAUUUUAUUUUUGGUCUGAUUGACUUCACGUCCCAAACCAUCUGACGAGUUUUGAGGGUUUAAAGUUGCAAAAAAUAAAAAAAAGAUUUUGCUGGUUCUUAAAUUUAAUAUUUUAUUGAAGUAGGUGAUUUCCCAUGGUUCAUCACUUCUUAACAUCAUGGUGUCACAAAAGCAAACUGCUUUGUCUUUACAACAAUUUGGCCUUUGAGAUCUACGGCAGCUUAAAGUUUUAUUUUUGGUUUUUAACUGAGUUUUGUUAAAGAGUAAGUCUACUUAUUAAUGUGAUUUUAAAUAAGGUAAUACUAGGUUGGGAUGUUCUCACCAGCAACAUCAGGUUGUAGCUCGUGAGAUGUUCUCUGCUUUAGUCUGUUUGCAGGUAAACAAGUGUUUGUCUAUUUUAAGAAAAGCAGCGUGGCUGGUGAGACAUGAAAGUGGCUUUCUGAAUACUUGGAUCUAGCAGCCACUUUAACCUGUAGACGAAAAAGGUGGUUUAAUUUUGUGAGUAAUAACAAUGCACUGUUUUAUUUGGUGGUACUACUAAACGAUUUUGUGAUUUAGGUAAGGUGUGUUGUUUUUGUUCCUUUGAAAUUAUCAUGGCUUGAGGUCGGAGUAUUGUAUGUUUGAAACUGAUUAUUUAUUUAGAAGGAAUUUGAAUGGAAUUUUUUUUUUUUUUCAAAAUACUGAAAGUAAUCAAAAGCUUUUAAAUCAAAGUCGACUCUGACAUUAUGCACAGAUUAAAACAGUCAGGAUUGUAGAAGUGUACAUAUUUUACAGUCUCAAUCUUUGAGCAUGUUUUUGUUUUUUCCUUCAGUAACUUAGACGAGCUUGUUUUCUUUGUCCAGCAGAGAUUUUUGGGGGGCUUCUGUUGUGAAAUGAAAUACUCCAGUUGUCAGUCUUACUUUUUCUGAAGUUUGUCAGAAAUCUAAAUGCCUCUGUACUUGACUCCAUCGUUUCAUCUGAACAUCUGUACAUAAAUAAACUGAGACAUGUUCAUCUUUUCA